Chironomus riparius is the source of this 1710-nucleotide messenger RNA. The record is from the annotation of a GenBank genome assembly. NCBI's taxonomy places the organism in Eukaryota, Metazoa, Arthropoda, Insecta, Diptera, Chironomidae.
ACAGAAUAAAAAUAAGAAAUUGAUAAAAUCUUAAAUAACUUUAUGAGUUUUGUGAAUUAAAUUAUUUAAACAGAUUAGGAAUAUAAAACAUAGCUUGUUUUAUCAGAAUAGGAUUAAUAGAACCAGGAAAGUGUUCAAUAAUCGUCUGGUUUAGUGUCAAAAGUGUAUUGAGAACGACAACAAAUUCAAAGCAUAUCUAGAAAGUAAAUUAAGAAAGUGUGAAGCAGAACAACAAAAACAGCUAGCAAAUAUGUAUCAAUCGGAAUGCAAUUCAUCUUAUUCUCGCGCAGAGUCACCGUCUAUAACAACGAGUACCACCACUCAAUCUGUUUCGUCCACAUCAAACCAUUCCACGACUGUAUUGUGUAAUGGACAGUAUAAUAAUGGAUAUAAAGGAAAUAAUUGUAAUGAGCAGCAGAAUAAAUUUAGAAUUUGUCGUGAUUUCGUUAGAGGCUCUUGUCGUCGUUUGUUGUGCAAGUAUCCACAUGUUACUUCUCCUGAUUUAGUAGUGUUUUGUCAUGACUUUCAAAAUAAUAAAUGUCCACGCUUAAAUUGCAAGUUCUUACACUAUACAAUUGACGAUGAAGAGCAUUACAGAAAGUACGGAGAAUUCCCAAUUAUUGGACAGCAAGAUGAUUUUAGUAAUAAUCAGAACAUGAAUAAUGUUAAUAAUAGUGGAAAUAAUCAUGAUUAUUCGGGAGACUAUGAAUAUAACAAUAAAGGAUAUUUCAGUAAUAAUUCAAACUCAUCAAAUGGUAACAGAUCACUUCCAUCAAUAUUAGAUACGGAAAUGUUUCAUCAUUGUCAGCAGAGAAUUGAGGGUGGAUGUAGCCAUAGUUUGCGUUGUCACAAUAAUGACAGAGGAUUCUCAAAUGUUUCAAACAGUUUUAGGAAUAGCUUAAAACGAUUAAGUAGCCAAGAUCAAGACUUUAUGCAACAACAAGAAUCAAAGUUUAAGAGGUGUCGUGAAGAUGACAUUAUGGUCGUUUUAAGAAGAUUUGAGGAAGAGCAUCAAAUGCUCAAAAGACGUGUUGAGGCUAAUGAGUUAAAAAUUGCGGAACUAAGAGCAUCAAAUGAAUAUUUAAUGACACAAAAUGCUCAAUUACGUAUUUCGACAGUUCAAGUUUCACGUGUAGUUAAUCCAGUGACCGUUACACACACUCAAGCUCAACAGCAACAAGCACAGACACAAGUUAUAAGUGCAAGCAUGGCACCAGUACAAAAUCCACAAGUUCUGAGUGCACCAAUAGUCUCAAUGGCAGCGCCACAGACACAAAUUAUUACCACUCCACCUAAUGUCCCUCCAAUUGUUGGUACGAUUCAUGCUACAGCCAAUACAUCACAACAGACACAACAAAUCUUGGGAACGUCACAAAUCACUUUAUCGCCUGCUGUUCCUUCAAUUGGACUGUCUAUAAACACAUCACAAGCACUUCAAGCAGCUAUUUCAAAUGCAAGUCAACCAAUCAUCUCAUAUCCGAUUAUGACGCAUAGCAUUUUACCUCACUGAUUAUGUCUAUCAAAUGCAUUAGACACGGACGUUAUUGGAUAUUGAAGAAUCUUUUGCAUUAAUAAACACACUAAAUUGACUUGAUAAGGCACGCGAGUAUGAAAAUAAGGAACAAGAUAAAAAUAAUAUUUAUUUUAAAUAAUUGAAUUAGCGUAGAUUGAGUUUAAAAUUAAUUAUACUUAACAAGUUAUAAUAAAAAU